Messenger RNA from Venturia canescens, 705 nucleotides. It is a transcript of the gene mRpS16, whose product is annotated as mitochondrial ribosomal protein S16. The transcript is spliced from 2 exons. Gene Ontology annotation, biological process: mitochondrial translation. NCBI's taxonomy places the organism in Eukaryota, Metazoa, Arthropoda, Insecta, Hymenoptera, Ichneumonidae. Gene Ontology annotation, cellular component: ribosome; mitochondrial small ribosomal subunit. Gene Ontology annotation, molecular function: structural constituent of ribosome. The record is from RefSeq and is a predicted model, not a curated record. Bases 186 to 602 code for a protein of 138 amino acids.
UGAAUGAAUCAGGUGAAAUCGUCUACAUUCGCGCGCGGCUCAGGGCGCAGCUGCGGCGACAGAGCGUUCAUAUGUUAGUCCGUCGGUUCGUCGGCCCGGUUCGAACAUAACCUCUCCGACGUUUGUUCUUCACGAGAGUAAGACAAGUAAUAGUUUCGUCGACAAAACUACCAAGAAAAUUAACUAUGCCGCGAAUGCCAUUGCAUCUCGCAUCGGGGAAUGGAAUAUAUGCUGAAUGGGCUCCAAAGACCAUAAGACUCGUUAGAUACGGUUGUACCAAUAGACCGUUUUAUCACAUCGUUGUAAUGACUCGAUUCCACCAACAACGUUGGGAACCUAUCGAACAGCUCGGAACUUAUGAUCCUUGUGAAAAUCAAUUUAAUGAGAAAUUGGCAGCGUUUAAUUUCGAAAGAAUUCAAUGGUGGUUGGGUCGAGGGAAUGUCGACAUAUCAAAACCUGUUGAAAGACUCCUUGGGCUCAGUGGAUUUCUCCCCAUUCAUCCUACGACGUACAUGACGGCAUGGCGAAAUAGAAGGAAAGCCGACGAAGAAGCAUCCUCUGCAAAAGACACUGAUGAAAAAAAAGCUACUGCCACACCGUAGGAUUAUAACCUCCCAAAAAUGAUUGAACAUUGUAAAUAAAUAGCUUGUGCAUUGAACCUUUUAGAAAAAAGGUUGACCAAUGAAAUUGCGAUUUUUAUUUGUA